UUAGGAACUUCGGAACGUAUAGCGAAAUUUUGAACAAUUUAAAGAUACAGCAAAGCUAACAAAAUCCAGAGAAGCUCCUUGUUGCUGUGUUUCUUUUGAUCCAGCAGGACUGACGUUUUAAUCUUCGUUUAUCCGAAGUAAAGUUUACGAAGAUGAGCUUCCUAUUUGGCAGUCGGUCAUCAAAGACGUUCAAGCCAAAGAAGAACAUUCCAGAAGGUUCUCACCAGUAUGAGCUGUUAAAGCAUGCAGAGGCCACACUGGGCAGUGGGAACCUUCGACAGGCUGUCAUGUUACCCGAGGGAGAAGAUCUUAAUGAGUGGAUUGCUGUCAACACCGUGGACUUUUUUAACCAGAUUAACAUGCUUUAUGGCACCAUCACUGAGUUCUGCACCGAGACCAACUGCCCUGUCAUGUCUGCAGGACCCAGGUAUGAGUACCACUGGGCUGAUGGCACCAACAUUAAGAAGCCAAUCAAAUGCUCCGCUCCCAAAUACAUUGAUUAUCUGAUGACCUGGGUACAGGACCAGCUGGAUGACGAAACUCUGUUCCCCUCUAAGAUUGGAGUGCCGUUCCCUAAGAACUUUAUGUCGGUGGCGAAGACCAUUCUGAAACGUCUGUUCAGAGUCUAUGCUCACAUCUACCACCAGCACUUUGACUCCGUCAUCCAGCUACAGGAGGAGGCGCACCUCAACACCUCCUUCAAACACUUCAUCUUCUUUGUGCAGGAGUUCGGUCUCAUUGACCGUAGAGAGCUGGCUCCACUGCAGGACCUGAUUGAGAAGCUGGGGACUAAAGACAGAUAAAACACGUUUGUCUCUCUCCUCCUCUCAGUUUUUACGUCUGUGCCUCCUGACAGCACUCCAUACUUGUAUUUAACCUCCACUUUUUCAGCUGUCUUCCCUAUGUACUGUUAACAAAUUUUUAAUUUUCCCUGUCUCUCUAACAGUGUCUCUGCCUCUUCCAGUGGAGAGUGAUGUGUAACAAUCUUAGCAAUAAGUCAUGUCACUUCUAAUGGAUACAAUGUCUGUCCCACUUCUGAAAGAUUCAUUUAAGCCUCUACACUCUGAAACCACAUUCAUCUGUUUCAAAAUUGACUUCAUACUGAGAUAUCACAAAGAUUCGGUAACUGUGAUUAGUUAUUAUAGUGGUUACAUUGUAGUUAGAUAAAUUGUUAUGUGACAGUUGACUAAGAGUGGAAAUAAUUAAUAUUUUUUAUGAGGAGAAUGCCCAAGAACAAAUGCUAUUUUUCAUUUUAUUGUAUGGUUUUUAUUUUUUAUUUUACACCGUAAUCAGGACCUUCAGUAUUGGGAGCCUGGUUAAAUUGGGGACCAAGGUUUUUUUUUUUUUAAGGGAUGAAAACAGCCUCCAGUGGUUUAGUUAAGAAAUUGUAAUGGAAACCAGCAUUUUUACAUCUAAACUAUUAAAAUGAAGUCAGUUUUAUGAUCUAUCUUGUAACAUACACACAUUUUUUAUGAUUUUGUCUGUAAUGUUUUAGAAGUUGUUAGAUGU
Chanos chanos (milkfish) is the source of this 1509-nucleotide messenger RNA. It is a transcript of the gene mob1a, whose product is annotated as MOB kinase activator 1A. Bases 153 to 803 code for a protein of 216 amino acids. NCBI's taxonomy places the organism in Eukaryota, Metazoa, Chordata, Actinopteri, Gonorynchiformes, Chanidae. The record is from RefSeq and is a predicted model, not a curated record. The transcript is spliced from 6 exons.